GUUCUUCUUUCUUGCUCGUGAUGAGCUUCUUGCUCCAAUCUGACACCUCUUGUAGGAGGGCGCCCUUGAGGCGCUCGUUGAACGGUAGCUUUCUCUGAGCGCGCGCUCUCUCUCUUCUUGUUCUCGGCGAUUUCUAGAUUUCCUAACUAAACAAGAAUUUUUUGUCAAGCUCAACAGUCUGAAUCCACAGCGUGUUGAGAAAUUCUAGUUCUGAGCGCUCUGGUUAGAAAUGGGAUAUUGCGAUCGAUGAGCUCGAUUUAUUCUAUUUCGGGCAUUUUCCGAUCAAACCCAGACUGGCCGUCCGAUCAAACCAUCCAGGCCGUCCACUCAAACCAUCAAAAAAUUCAGGCUAAACAUAAAUUAUUAAUUUGACUUCAUCCAGGCCGUCCGAUUACCGCCAGGCCAAGGGAGCCCUAAACCUUUGUCAAUGGCUUGUUGUACAGCGGGUGGGCUGCGCCUCCUCGCGCAUUCUUCCUCCCCUUCUUCUCCCGGCGAUUCACCAGCUAGGCUCUCCUGCAAGGCGGUGGAGCAGCGGCAUUCCACUGCCUUGGCGGCAAAGAAUCGAGCACCGGCAGCUCCAAAUCCGCUGGUUCUGGAAGCGCAGGGGCGCGUGUGCACGGGGCAGACGCAGACGCGGCCGCUGGGCGAGGAUCAAGCCUUCAAGGUGCUGCAAACGAUCGCUCGAUCAGCCAGGGAAGAGAUUCCCGACGAUGAGCGCGUCUCGGGAGCGCAGCUGGGGGCGUUCUUCGCCGCGAUGGCGAUCCGAUCGGCCUCGUUUCCUCGCGACACGCAGUGGAGCGAGGGAGAGCGCAAGGCCAUGCGGCAGUUUUGGCCGCAGCUCGUCCAGGUCUUGCCCCCCGACGUGCUCUUCGUGGCCGAUCCCGACGGUACUCUGAUGGAGGAUGUGCUACACUCUGGCUUGAGCUUUGUCGGCCGAGGCCCCGUGGAGAUGCGCCUCGUUGGUGCUCUCCGGGAGAUGCUACGCGGCGACCAUCUUGGCUUUGAAGAGAUCGUCGGCAUCUUGAGAGACUUGCUCCCACUUGGGGAAGAUGGCGAUGGAUCGAAAGUCAGUGAUGUGUUGGUGGCAGCGUUCUUGAUUGCUCUGCGAAUGAAUGGGGAGACAGACCGGGAGCUCAAAGCGUUUUGCAUGGCAUUCGACGACGAGCUUGGCGAGCUUCCUGUUGCGAACGUGAGCUCUUUGACUCACUAUGGCGAGCCGUAUGAUGGGAAUACCAGGUUCUUCCGGAGCACCCUGUUCGUGGCCGCCGUGCGAGCGAGCUAUGGUGAGUGUUGUCUGCUCCAUGGUGUCGAUCGCAUGCCUCCUAAGUGGGGAGUGACGGAAGAACAGAUGCUCAACAAGUUGGGCGCUGCUACAACGCUGUCCCCUGCAGAAGCCGCAAGUCUUCUUGAGGAUGUUGGUUUUGCUUACGUUAGUCAACGAGAAGCACGAAAGUCCUUGUAUUCUCUUCUGGCCAUUAGGGAGCACAUAAAAAAGAGACCAACCGUGGCCACCACUGAGAAGGUCCAGCGGUACGUGAAGGCAUCUGGCCGGGAAGCAAUUGUCACAGGUUUUUAUCACCAGGGAUACGAAGAACCUUUGUUGAUGCUUAUGCGCAGGAGAGGAGUUGAUGCUGGUCUUAUAGUAAAAGGUGAAGAAGGGGCAUUGUCUUUGACGACAAAAUCACCAUCUCCUGAUGCCACCAUCAGAGGUCAUCCAUUGAACUUUUGUGCUGGAUUUCGUCCACCAAGCUCUACCUCCAACGUUACUGCACAAAACAUUGAUGGUAUACUUCGUGAAACUUUCAGCAAAACUCUAAACGCUACAGACUUUCACUUUGAAUCAACACUGACACCCAGACUGGAAAGGCCGAGGCAGCUAGAGAACAACAUUGAGCACGGCUUGACAGCUCUGAGGGGUGUCAAAGGCGCGGCUUACGAUCGCAUUGUCUUCAACGCUGCCAUGGUAGACAACCUUCUGGGAUGCAGCGGAGUCAGCGACCCAUUCGCCGCGAUCGAGAGAGCGAGAGAAGCGAUUGAUAGCGGCAAAGCUCUCAAGCUCCUCAUGCGCUACGUCUCGUCUAGUAGUAAGUGUGUUUCCACUUCAUCUCGAAGGAUUCCAGAGCAUUAAGCUAGAUUGGAACUUUAACUAUUAUUCCCCUAUUAUAAUAAUAAUAAUAAUAAUAAUAAUAAUAAUAAAGUAUAUUA
Messenger RNA from Selaginella moellendorffii, 2205 nucleotides. RefSeq names its product anthranilate phosphoribosyltransferase. Bases 428 to 2128 code for a protein of 566 amino acids. The transcript is spliced from 10 exons. Gene Ontology annotation, biological process: GMP biosynthetic process. Gene Ontology annotation, cellular component: cytosol. The record is from RefSeq and is a predicted model, not a curated record. NCBI's taxonomy places the organism in Eukaryota, Viridiplantae, Streptophyta, Lycopodiopsida, Selaginellales, Selaginellaceae. Gene Ontology annotation, molecular function: GMP synthase activity.